AUGACUGUGUCUAAGAUUACUGGUCUUAUUCUGGGUUCGGCGGCCCUUGUAGCUGGCCACGGCUAUGUCCAAGGUAUUCUCAUCGAUGGAGAAAGCUGGUACAGUGGCUACAUCGUGACCGAGUUCCCCUACGAGUCCGACCCCCCGGAGGUGAUUGCAUGGGCCGAGGAUGAAACCGACCUGGGAUACAUUGACGGGACCGAGUAUGCCGAGCCCAACAUUAUCUGCCACAAGAACGGCACCCCGGCAGCCCUUUCGGCUGAUAUCAAGGCCGGUGGAACGGUUGAGCUGCAGUGGACCGACUGGCCCACCUCCCACCACGGCCCCGUCAUCACCUACCUGGCCAACUGCAAUGGAGACUGUUCCUCCGUGGACAAGACCGAGCUGGAGUUCUUCAAGAUCGACCAGGGCGGCCUGAUCAACGACACUGCCGAGCCGGGAACCUGGGCUUCGGACGAACUGAUCGCCAACAACAACAGCUGGACCGUCACUAUCCCCACCGCAAUUGCAUCAGGCAACUAUGUCCUCCGCCACGAGAUCAUCGCCCUUCACUCCGCCGAGGAGCUCAACGGCGCCCAGAACUACCCCCAGUGCAUCAACCUGAACAUCACCAGUGAUGGUACGGACACUCCGACCGGUACCCUGGGAGAGGCCCUGUACAACGACACCGACCCGGGUAUCCUCAUCGACAUCUACCAGUCUCUUAGCACGUACGUUAUCCCAGGACCGACGCUCUACUCUGGCUCCGGCGCCGAGGCAACCGUGACCGCUGCUGCGGCCGGUACUGUCUACACGACCGACUACCUCACCGCAACCGCCUACGCUACCGAGGUCGUCACCGCCGGCAGCUCCCCCCAGCAGACCGAGGCAGCUGGUUCCAGCGAUAGCAGCAGCAGCAGCAGCAGCAGCACUACUUCCUCGGCUUCUUCUGCGAGCUCAUCCACUGCCGUCAGCAGCAGCAGCCUGACGAGCUACUUUGACUCCCUGAGCGCCUCGCAGCUUCUCGAGGUCAUCGAGAGCACGGUCUCGUGGCUAGUCAGCUCUAGCAAGGUCCACGCCCGGGAUCUUACCGUUUAA
Molecule: messenger RNA, 1077 nt
Organism: Penicilliopsis zonata CBS 506.65
Lineage: Eukaryota; Fungi; Ascomycota; Eurotiomycetes; Eurotiales; Aspergillaceae
Exons: 2
Coding region: 1-1077 (358 amino acids)
Source: RefSeq, a predicted model, not a curated record